Messenger RNA from Brassica oleracea var. oleracea, 1583 nucleotides. Its product is annotated as cyclic nucleotide-gated cation channel beta-1. The transcript has a single exon. The record is from RefSeq and is a predicted model, not a curated record. Bases 190 to 1437 code for a protein of 415 amino acids. NCBI's taxonomy places the organism in Eukaryota, Viridiplantae, Streptophyta, Magnoliopsida, Brassicales, Brassicaceae.
UCCACCAUCAUCACCACCCAAGAAAUCUCCGAGAUUUAAGCUCUGUUUUACAAACACACAAGUAACCAAAUCUCAUUUUAAAGAAACCCUAGUUUCUUUCCAAGGAGAUUCGUUUCCUUGAUAUACACGUUUCCUUCCAAAAUAAUAUUUCUUUGUUCUUCUCCCCUUUGAUUCAUAUUUCUUGAGGUUAUGGCAACGACGUCAAACACGACAAAAGCAAAGGCGGACAACAAUAACCUAACCAGAACAAAAUCUACCGGUCGAAAACCAAAGCAACCUUCAUCGGUAUCAUCAGAAGAUGGAUCUGAUCAGAAGCCUUUACCAAACUAUCUGAAACCAACAAUCAGUUCAAGACCUGACCCAGUCAAGUUCUUGAAGAAGAAUUAUCAGGAUAACCAGAAGCUUCUCCGUAGAAGAUCUUUUGAUCGACCUCCACCUUCUUUGCCUUCUGCUUCUACUCCUUCACCACGUGUCCAAAAAACCCUCAACGCCUCUCCUUCUCUGCCACGAGACAAACCCGCGGUUCCUAGAGAGAAGCCUGCCACAGCUCUACGGUCUUCUUCUUUCCAUGGAUGCAGAGGUGUUCCAAGAGGAAGCACUUCUGUGAAAUCGCCUCAUGUUGCUCCAAAGAAAAGCGGGUUGGGGAGUAGUAGCACUUCUUUGAAGAGCAAAAAGGAAGGUCCUGAACAUGUUGCUGAAAAGAAAGCACCUGAGAAAGAGAUUGCCUUGGAUACUGCUUCAUUGUCAUCUGCUCAGGAAGAUGAAGAGGAGAUUCUCAAGGCUGAGAGUGAUGUACAAGUUGCUGAGGAUGUAGAAGAACCAAAAAAUGAGAAGGAAAAUGAAGAGGUGCAUGUAGAGGUUGUGCAUGUGGAUACUUCUGGUGAAGAGAAUGAGAGUAGUGGAUCAACAUUGGUUGUUCCUGUUGUGGAAGACAUUGUUGUUGAUGUUGCCAAAGAAAAUGAAAGAGAAGAAGAAGAAGAAGAAAGAUUGAUCAAUGAACAUAUCUCAGAAGAGAAAAUAGAGGAAGAGAAAGAAAAAGAGGACAAGGGUGAACUCACUGGAGAGGUUACACCAAAGAUUGAUGGAGAUGAGACUUCAGAGAAGGUCGAUGCCGACAUGAAUACAAAAGAAGUUGAGAAGGUCGAAGAAGUUGAAAGUGUGGAAGAGACUAGGGAAGAAAAAGAAGAAGUGAAAGAAGAAAAAAAAGUGAACAGAGAGGAGAAGGAAGAGGUUAAGGAUGAGGAAAAGGAUAAAGUUAAAGGAGAAACAGGAGAAGGAAAGAAGAGGGAAGUUGUGAAAGGUAAAAAGGAAUCUCCAUCAGCUUACAACGAUGUAAUAGCAAGUAAGAUGCAAGAGAACCCAAGGAAGAACAAAGUUUUGGCUCUUGCUGGGGCUUUUCAAACUGUUAUUGACUAUGAAACUGCCGCAUCUAAGUGAUAUAUGUCCCAAAGAGACACAACAACAACAACAACAACAACAAAAUGUCAUCUCUUUAGCUUUGAAUUGUAUUCUUCUUUCUGUCUAAUUACUAUUUGCCAUUGUUAUAAUUUUUGUGUCGUGGAUUGUAUGCUUUUCGAGUGAAC